Molecule: messenger RNA, 1281 nt
Organism: Recurvomyces mirabilis
Lineage: Eukaryota; Fungi; Ascomycota; Dothideomycetes; Mycosphaerellales; Teratosphaeriaceae
Exons: 2
Coding region: 1-1281 (426 amino acids)
Biological process (GO): basic amino acid transmembrane export from vacuole
Cellular component (GO): fungal-type vacuole membrane
Source: RefSeq, a predicted model, not a curated record
AUGGCUGUCGGCAUCAUCCUUCCAGCCAUCCCUACCAGCACACUUACCUUCCACACCUGUGUUCCAACACCUCUGGCCUUCACCUCGAAUGUGCUCGGCACACUCAGUAUAGUGGCAUGGCUCUUCGCUCAACUACCGCAGAUAUACAAGAAUUGGAGCAUAUCAAGUACAUCUGGCUUGUCAAUCUUCUUCCUGGUAGAGUGGUGUCUUGGCGAUUUUGGCAACUUGCUUGGAGCACUCUUCACGCACCAGGCGUCAUGGCAGGUCGCGAUAGGCGGCUAUUAUGUUUUCGUGGAUCUUUGCUUAGUUGGGCAGUGGAUGUGGUAUGAGCGGCUGCGGCACGGGAGUAUUAUCCGAAGAGCAUGGCCGAGACCUGGAUUUGAGGACGAUGAUGCUAGGAGUGGUGAUAUGGAGCAAGUUGUGAUCGAGGGUGUAUCCAUGAGUCCGACAUCGAGCAAUGACGGUCCACAGUCACCUGGAGCACAGGCCCAGAGCAAGACCAAGCAGCCGACGAGACCCAAGAUCAUAUUCCGAGCCCCCACUUUCCAGCAGGAGUCUCGAGAUGCCGAGGAGAAAGCAUCAUCCACUACGCCUGGCGGUACCACAAUAUAUCGAGUUGGCAGAUCGUCACCACUGCCUUCACCUUCACCGCGAACGAUGCUACUGAUAGCAUGUGUGAUCGCACUGGCACAGGCUUCACCGAUCAACAAGCAUGAGUCUAUCAUGAAGGUGUCGAUGACACGAGCUACGCAGCCGACAAGGCUAGAGACUGCUGGCACGAUCUUGUCAUGGAUGUCGACUUUCCUCUAUCUUGGGUCUCGCUUGCCACAGCUCUUCAAGAACUGGAAGCGAAAGUCGACGGCGGGACUAAGUCCACAUCUUUUCAUGGCUGCUUUCUGUGGUAACUUGUUCUACUCAUCGGCUUUGCUCACGAACCCGUGCGCAUGGUACGACUUCGCUGCUUAUGGAGGAGGUGGCUGGGUUGGCGCUGAGGGCAGUGAUCGGAUAAAGUGGGUGCUUGCAGCUCUACCCUUCUUCCUUGGUGCUUUUGGCGUACUUGGGCUAGACGCUAGCGUUGGCAUACAGUUCUUGAUAUACGGCGAGAAAGUCAAAGUGGUAGUUUUGGAAGACGAGGGGCCUGGUCGAAGCUGGCAUUGGCGGCGUGUCAGCGGGUGGAUGAGAGGCUGGACACCUAGCUCGACCGCAAGCAAAGACGGCGAGCGUGAGGCAUUGAUUGAGCGUAGGCAGCAGCAUAGCGAGGGUUAUGGGACGAGCUCAUGA